UGCGGUGCCCAGUGCCGGACACUGAUCAGACCUUGCUGUAGCAUAUCCUAAUGUAUUCACGCACCCCUAAUGUAUUCACGCACCUUGAAUGCAGAGCAUCACUCUUUCGUGUAGUCGGAGUCUCGCAAGCCUGUCGGAGGUGCACGGCGCGAGGGGUGGGUGGGGAGGGGGCGCCGAGGGCGCGGGAAGGGGAGAAGGGGAGAAGGGGAGAAGGGGAGAAGGCGGGGGGAGAAGGCGAGCGAGAGCGUGCGCGAAGGGGGGGCGAUGGGAGAAGGGGCGCGGCGAGGGGGAGAGGGGGAGAGGGGGGGAAGAAGGAGAGGAGGGGCGAGGCGAGGCGAGAGGGCCUCGUACAUUGUAGAUAGCACCCGUUGUGUAUUGUAGAUAGCACCCUUUGUAUUAUGUACUAGAAUACAUCUCUUUGCUUCACUCUACGUGUGAGCUGCGCGCGACGAGAAAGGGGAUGGGGGGUGCGUAGACGGAGGUAGGGGAGGUGGGGGAGGCCGGGCGAAGGAGUAAAGCCGCG
Molecule: messenger RNA, 523 nt
Organism: Schizophyllum commune H4-8
Lineage: Eukaryota; Fungi; Basidiomycota; Agaricomycetes; Agaricales; Schizophyllaceae
Exons: 1
Coding region: 89-358 (89 amino acids)
Source: RefSeq, a predicted model, not a curated record